This is a messenger RNA of Penicillium antarcticum, 7566 nucleotides long. It is a transcript of the gene atrA, whose product is annotated as protein kinase MEC1. The record is from RefSeq and is a predicted model, not a curated record. Gene Ontology annotation, molecular function: protein serine/threonine kinase activity; protein binding. Lineage: Eukaryota; Fungi; Ascomycota; Eurotiomycetes; Eurotiales; Aspergillaceae. The coding region runs from base 1 to 7566 and encodes 2521 amino acids. The transcript is spliced from 11 exons. Gene Ontology annotation, biological process: protein phosphorylation; DNA damage checkpoint signaling; telomere maintenance. Gene Ontology annotation, cellular component: nucleus.
AUGGCUGCCGAGGGAGACAAUGAACGGGUCGCCGUACCUGGGAACAUUUGGAGACCUGAGCCCGCCUCGUCAAUCCUUGCUGCGCAUUUUGCACCGCGUCUUGCCUCCCAAGGGCACGAUGCUCAGCUCACAAGAGAGACUUUCUCUCAGCUACGACAGGAACUUCUUGGUGAAGUUCAUAAUCAAUUACGUGUGGAUGAAGAUGUCACCGAUGUUAACAAACUCAUAUGCAUUGUCUUAAAGGCUGGGCUCGAUAUCAGCCCAAAAAGCAACUCUCCGGAGCAAAGCUUAGAAGGGCAAGUACUUGACUGCUUAGACAUUAUUCAAGCUAGUAUUGAGAAAGCUCCCCAGGCUCUAUGGGCACCAUCUGACCCACUCAUAUUGGGCGAGGAUGUACAUGCGCCUCUGUUUUCAUGGCUAAUCAUACGCCUGAUUCGACUUGCCAACAUCUGGACCUCUGAGAUCGUACGCGAUAGGAUACAGCUUGUAUGGUCUAGUUUAGUUUACUGCAGCCAAAGGCAAGCCCGGUCACUGCCUUCAAGCUAUGCGGUUUCUGCGUUUCUGCGUGCUUGCACGUCAGAUAUAUUGCUUUCACUUGAAAAGUUCCAAUUCAAUACUUCCUGGUCGUCACGCCACAAAAAACUGACAAUGCCCGCGGAAAGUGGGACCCUCAUUGAAGACAUCGAAAACCUAGGUCUCUCCCCUGGUUUGUUCAGUAAUUGUACAGUCCUUGGUGAUUUCCACCAAUCAUUUUCACUGGCCUGUCGAUUGCUAGAUUCGUUCAGUCCUAACAAUGAUGUGGUGUCCCGUGCAAAGCAUCACGAGUUCAACCUUUCGUGGACGCUGAACGGAUAUCAUCGCCUACGAAGGGUCAUUGUCGAGUGGUUGUACCUCUCUGGAGCCCAGCCAGCUCCAGAUGACGAGACUAUGUCUUUGCAAUAUCUGGCUUGUUUGCAGCGUUGCUGGGUCUCGGGAUCUCAUGAUUCAAGUCUACUUUCAAACACAAGCCUGAUUUCUACAUGGUGUCAAUGCCUACGUGGACUUUUGGGUCUAGGUAUUCUAGAUCAAUUGCCUUCUGUUCAAGCGCUUCUGAGUUGCUUCCUGGAUGAUCUUUCACGAGCAGCAGCCAACUCAAAUUCACUGGUUAAACAGUUGAGAGAAACCCUGCCAGCUUUGGAAGAUAUCAAAUCGGUUCAUUCAAACGACCAGUUCUUUGAGUCACAUCUAUGGAGCUCCCUCAGGAGAUUACAUGCCAAGUUGGAAACUUCCUCAGCUGAUGCCCCGAUGGAAUCAGAUUCCGCUUUCCAGAGACCUAGCGAUUUACCGCAAGAUGAGCCAAAUGAAGAUACCCGAGCACCGAAGCGGUUGUGUCUUCCAGGACUGCCGAGUGAAUCCGACAUUCAGGACUUGCUCCAAGUUCUAGAAGGAAGAUUUUCUUCCGUUCUUCACUCUGACUGUGGCAAAUCAAUCCCAGAACUGCUUACCUUCAUCCAAAAAUCGCACGAAGAACUUUCCGAUCCUCAGAAAAUUGAAAUGUUGGACAUUCUUGGCAAAAUCGCAUGUGCAGUAACAAGAAUGCUUCGGAGGAAGCCUUCUGAUAUCAUAGAGCAAGACACCUUCUUCUGCCAGAAAUGCGAUAUGGAAAUAGGUCCGCACAAUGACGCAGACGCAGAGUAUCCUGAGUACGGCGAAAUUUGGACAUUGUUUAAUCUCAUUCUACCAAGGCUGACACGCACACCCGGUCCUCGGAUAUCUGCAAUGGUUGCCUUGAGACGAAUUCUAAUGCAUGCCCCAAACUCGAAUCAAAUGUAUCUUUCAACUUCCGCCUCUGGGGAGUUCUGUCUUCAUUCACUUCGAAGUUCAAUAAGGGAAUUACGCGUUGCGACUGGGCAUACCGUGGUGGCUUUUGUGCGUCCAGGUCUUCCAGAAGAUGUUCGUCGCGCCAAUUUUGUCGUUAUACUCGAGUGGGUUAAGAAUCUCUCAGAAAAGGACGACAUGCCAGUGCAGGAAGCCUGUAUUAUGACACUUUGUCGGCUAGCAACUGUCUCAGAGGAUGAAGAAAAAAACAUCAUUCUUUUACGGCUAUUGGAGUAUCUCGCACAUCCAAACCCCUACGUUUGUGCUGUGGCCUAUAAUGAGUUGUCAAAACUUGCACAGCACUUUUCUUUGACGCCUGCUGGCCUGUUUCGGCCUUACUGGAGAACUCUCUCAGUGACGGUUGUCAAGAACCUUCAAUCUCGCCCACAUAUGGCUGAGCAGCUAUGUGACUUGCUUGGCAUGAAGGUGGAUGGCUUCCUUCGGCUGACGGAAGUUCAUGUCUUGCCCUACUUAGUUUUGACUCGGAAACGAGACAUUAUUUGCAGAAUUGGAGCUAGUCGCAAUGAGGGCGAAUCUGCUUUUGAUGUCUGCUCAGAAAAAAACAACCUAGCCGCAAUCCUUGCGUUUCUCUUGUCACAGCAAUCAGAUAACCCAGAAGCCAUGAUCAUGUCCCUCUUGGCAGAGAUAGAUCCCGCUUUCAAGGGCCGAUCAUUGGCAGAGUUAGUCAGAAUCGAGCCAAUUCUCAUCACCUGUGAUCUGCUGAAAAGUCUUGGUGAUGCGGGCGAGCAGAAAAAAGAAAGGUUUUAUCAAGCCCUCCAUCGUCUGGCCACGUUCGUCCCACGAAAGAUUACGCAUGGAAACACGUCAAAAAAGGCGGAUCUGAGUCACUUCAUUGAGGAGCAUGUUCUCGGCAUUAUCACCCAAUUCGCAAAUGCUAUCAACGACUUCCAAGUGAGACAAACGUUGGCAGAAAAGAGGAGAAACAUCAAAGCCAUUGAAGAAAUGAUCAACAUUGCCCAGGGUCACGUUAGCAGUGCUUUGCCCCAGGUCUGUGCCUGUCUUCGCUCAGCUCUUGAGAUUGAGGAACUUAGCGACUGUGCAUUCUCAGCAUGGAAGACCUUGGUUAGCUCACUUAGCGAAGAAGACCUUGAACCGAUAAUUGACCAAACACUGGCAAUUGUGAUUAGAUACUGGGAUAAUUUGACCGAAGAGAGCAGAAACCGUGCCUGCGAGCUCAUUGAUCACAUAUUGAUAAAUCAUCAGAGUCUUGUGAGAGAUACAUUCAACACAAUGCCUUCGCUUGCAUCCAUCCCAGAAUUGGCCCCUUUCGAUGCCAAGAUCAAUGACCUUAGGGCUCAAAUGGAUGUGCGCAGCCAGUUCCUGGCGCUCAUACGCCGCUGCCAAAGCGAGAAUGCCACCGUUGUUGAACAAGCAUUGAUUGAAUUGGCACCUUUUCUGUCCGCAAAUGAGGAGUUCCUCCACGACUCUGUUCUGAGCGAACAACCAGAUCCUGUUAUUGCCCAUCUGACCAGGUCGCUGCUGGACUGUUGCGUGAAAUUCAACACUACCUCAGACAACAUUACAUUGCUGUCGGCGCGAUGCUUGGGGCUUGUCGGCUGCCUUGAUCCUAACCGAGUAGAGACCAUAAAAGAGAAAAAAGACAUACUUGUUUUGUCCAACUUCGACAGAAUGGAGGAAACGGUUGCCUUUAUUCUUUUCUUUCUCCAGCACGUGCUAGUCGAGGCAUUCCUGUCUGCUUCCAAUACCAGAGCCCAGGGCUUUCUAGCAUGGGCCAUGCAGGGUCUUCUCAAGUUCUGCAAACUCAAUUCGGUGUUUAAUCAGCGGUCUCGCGAUCUUCAAGGCGACGAAAAGCUUCAGCGCUGGAUGGAGCUUCCGGAAAGUGUUCGGAACACUCUCACGCCAUUUCUCACAUCUACGUACACGGUCACUGUGGUUACCAAUCAUGCCGAAGUCAGAUAUCCGCUGUUCUCCCCUAAAUUGACUCACAGCGAGUGGCUUCGAACGUUUGUGCAAGACCUUCUGCAAACAGGCAACGGAGAUAACGCAAAAAUGGUCUUCUCCAUAUCCAGUCGUGUUGUGAAAGGUCAAGAUAUCUCCAUAUCUUCUUUCCUUCUACCCUUCGCGGUUCUGAACCGUAUUGUGGGAGGGACUGAACAUGAGAAACAGGAUCUUCAACGCGAAUUGAUGAGAGUCCUUUCACAUCCUGUCCCUGAGACAAACAACAAUGCCCGUGAGACCAUAAUCAGCAGUAGUCAAAGUGUGUUUGAAGUGCUCGAUUACCUUUCCAGGUGGUUACAAGGAAAGAAGAAGCACCUGAACGGCCUGGCACAAAAUUCCAACCAUUCGAGUCGUUCCAAUAAAGAUUUGAGCCGUGACGCGCUCAUCGACAAAUAUUCGUCACAGAUCAAGUCUGUGGAAACACUACUAUCUUCCAUACCUCCUGAAAUCAUUUCCAAACGGGCGGUUGAAUGUAAAUCAUUCUCCAAAGCACUCUUUCAUUGGGAGCAGUACAUUCGAAAGACCAAAUCAAAUGGAGGAGAGCAGGACUGCGGCAGUCUUGAGCCUCUGUACCAACGAUUACAAGACAUCUACAGUCAAAUCGAUGAACCGGAUGGCAUUGAGGGCAUCUCAAGCCACUUGUCCGCCUUAAACAUUGACCAGCAAGUCCUUGAACAUAGGAAAGCAGGAAGAUGGGCCACGGCACAGAGUUGGUAUGAACUGCAACUUGAAAAAGAGCCCAACAAUGUCGAUGCUCAAUGGAAUCUCGUGACAUGUCUCAAAGAAUCAGGUCAACAAGAUGCCAUUCUUACUCGCUUCGAGGUUCUAAAAGAAAGUGAAUCAGCGGCUUCGCGAUUCCUUCCGUUCGCAGUUGAAGCAACGUGGAUCAUGGGCAGAUGGGAUAAGCUAGAAGGAUACCUUAGACUGUGUGCUGAACAAGGCACCGAAGAGUUCAAUGUUGGCAUCGGGUCGGCUCUUGAUGCUCUUCGCCAAAAGCAAUCAAGUUCAUUCACAGACAAGAUUAAUGAGCUCAGGCUCAAUGUUGCUCGAUCACUGACCGCCAACUCAGUCGCGUCACUACAGUCAUGCCAUGAUGACAUGCUUCGAUUGCAUGCUUUAUCAGAGGUCGAAUCUAUUGCCAGGGUCGAGUCUGAUCGCUCUCAUUCUGGCUUACUUGAUACGCUGGACAGACGGCUGGAUGUGUUGGGAGGUUACCUGUCUGACAAACAAUACCUUUUGGGGUUGAGACGUGCCACCAUGGAGCUAGCGGGCGAAUUUGCCGAUUCUGACAUCUCUGCGGCGUGGCUGACUAGUGCACGUCUAUCACGCAAGGGCAACUUUAGCAGCCAAGCGUAUCACUCAAUGCUGAACGCUGCACGGUUGAAAGACAGGUCUGCUACCAUUGAACAUGCACGACUCCUCUGGAAAGACGGACAUCAUCGAAAGGCUAUUCAAACUCUUGAGGGUGCCAUAUCUGCCAAUGAAGCCACCCAAACCACGUCCUCUUCAAGUGACGUUGAAGCCAUGUCAUUCCUCUCGAGCCGUGGGCAACAUCAAAAUGAAUCCACUGCCCUCGCGCAUCUCAUGCUGGCUAAAUGGACAGACAGAGCUGGUCAGACACAUUCUCAGGCCAUCGUUCAGAGAUACCGAGAAGCUAUCAAGCUCUAUCCAAAGUGGGAAAGGGCACAUUAUUACCUGGGAAAACAUUACAACAAAAUCCUGGAGUCUGAAAAGGCUAAACCCAUGGGAAGAGAGGCCCAGAUAUACUUGAGUGGAGAAGCAACAAAGCUUGUCAUUGACAAUUAUCUUCGCUCAUUGACAUACGGGACCAAAUAUGUCUUUCAGACGCUGCCCAAACUUCUUACACUCUGGCUUGAACAUGCUUCUAUCGUUGAACAGCCACUUGAUCCUAAAAGGGGCGACAAUGAAGAUUUCCAGAGACACACAAAAGCCCAACGACAGAAGAGUCUGGAUGAAAUGCAUGCACAGCUGAAGAAAUACAUCGAAAAACGAUUGCAAGCAGCUCUCUUGUUCACAAUCCUACCCCAAGUUGUUGCCCGGAUCUGCCAUCCCAACAGCACAGUCUACGAUCUAUUGACGCGGAUUGUAGCCAAAGCGGUUCACAAUUUCCCACAGCAGGGUCUCUGGACUGUUCUUGCUGUUGUCAAAUCAUCCAACAAAGAGCGAGCCACUAAGGGCUUCACCUGUCUGCAAAAAAUAAUGGAUUAUGGUAACAAGUCCAAGGGAGACUCAUCCUCGGCAUCCGAAAUUCGCCGCAUGAUAAACCAAGGCCAGAAGUUUUCCGAGGAACUACUUCAACUAUGUCUUGCUCGAGUUGAGAACAAGGUAUCCAAGGUCCAAUUGGGUCGCAAUCUAGGAUUCAACCAUAAAGUGGCACCGUGUCGGCUGGUAGUUCCUUUCCAGGCGAUGUUGAUUCCAAGUCUUCCUGCCAGCCAAAACCUCGAAUACAUCAAAGGAUUUAGAGCUUUCCCUCGAGAUCCGACAACCAUCGAGGCCGUUCUUGAUGAUGCCCAGAUUUUGAAUUCGCUCCAAAAGCCACGCAAGAUUAGCAUACGAGGGUCUGAUGGAAAGAUCUACAACGCACUGUGCAAACCCAAGGAUGACUUGCGGAAGGACCAACGUCUCAUGGAGUUUAAUAACAUGAUCAACAGGUUUCUCAAGAGAGACGUUGAAUCAAGCAAGCGGCGCAUAUUAGACAUCAAAACAUACGCCGUGACGCCUUUGAACGAGGAAUGUGGUCUCAUCGAGUGGGUUGACAACCUCCGCACGCUGAGGGAGAUUAUCAUGAAAGGCCUACGCGAAAAAGGAAUCACGCCAAAUUACAAUGAGAUCAGGCACUAUUUGGAAGAUAUCUGCGCCGACCAGUCAUUCUCAAAGCUGCCGUUGUUCACAACCAAAAUCUUGGCUAAGCUUCCCCCAGUUCUUCAUGAGUGGUUCAUCGAGAUGUUCCCCGAGACAGAAGCCUGGUUCACAGCCAGACUGCGGUAUACACGAUCUUCUGCCGUUAUGUCAAUGGUGGGAUAUGUCCUGGGUCUAGGCGAUCGACAUGGCGAGAACCUCUCGUUCGAGGAAGGCACAGGUGGCCUACUACAUGUGGAUUUCAACUGUCUGUUUGACAAAGGUCAAACAUUCGAAAAGCCCGAGGUGGUACCAUUCCGACUGACUCAUAACAUGGUCGAUGCGUUUGGCGCUUAUGGAUACAACGGUCCGUUCAGACGGACCUGUGAAAUCACUCUCAGUCUUUUACGACAGAACGAGGAUGCUUUGAUGACUGUUCUUGAGACCUUUUUGCAUGAUCCAACAACGGAUUUCAUUGGCAAGAGGCGCCGCACUCAUGUUAAUGUUCCCGAUACACCAGCCGGUGUUUUGGAAGAUGUGCGAAACAAACUUCGCGGCUACAUGUCUAAGCAGCCCAUUGCCCUUUCCGUGGAUGGCCAGGUAGAUGAGUUGAUCGUGCAAGCAACAGACAAGAAGAAGCUAGCGUCGAUCUUGGGCUACGGCGCCUGUGGUGAUGCGAGUCUGCGCGAAUACUACCUCGUCGGGGUGGGGGAGACCGUGAUCGAGAGGAAUAUGACCGCGAACGAACGGGAGAUCGUGAACGUGACAGAGACCUUGGUCUGUAGACAUCAUGACGUUCCGUCGGCCGUCCACCGCCGUGUCUUCUUGGCGAAGAUUGUUGGCCUGCAUAUGGUCCCCGGCCAUAUCUAG